AAAUAUAAAUAAAAAUAUAAUGAUGAGAGGGGGGGAGAGAGAGGGGGGUCAGAGCUUACUGAAGAGAGACAUGGUUCGAGACUGUGAAGAGGUCCCGUCCUCGCGCACGUGCAUCGCUGCUCUCCUCGCUCGGCCCCAAAAAGACUUUUGGAAUCCUUCGUCUUCUCGGUGGGAUAGAGAACUUUUGGAGGACUUGGCUCAGAAAGAAAUACGACCCCAUGAAUUUGGGUGUUGCUGAUUCUGUAAUUUUAGGAGUUGAUAUGGGAAGAAAAUGAUGAACAAAAGGGAUAGAAGUCUAUGCAUCUUGCCGGAGCUUUUGAGAGAGGGUAUUGAAGUUAAGAACCUACCAAUUGUCUGAUGGAAGAAUCUAAGGGCAAUGAAGACAAUCACUAUGGAGAAUCCUCUCUGACCACAUUGUUGCCUUCACCAGCAUGUCUGCCAACUUCCCUGCAGUCCCUGACUGCCCCAGUGAUUGAUGAAAAAGCCGACACUGAUCACCAGCAGAGAAUGAUCGUAAAGGAUCCUGAGAUGCUAGUUCAGCAAGAUGUUCCUAACUGCUUAUCAUUGGAUCAAAAUACACCAAAUUCAUUGGAGAAGUCAAAUGUAUCAGGGGCUACUGGCUAUGGUGCUGCAGUUGUGUUGUCAGAAGUGCUUAAUCAUCCAGCUCCUCAUUCAUUGGAUAUGUUGGGAGAACUGGAAGAUAUACCGCAUCAGCUUGAAGAUAGGAUUUCUGAUAGAGUUGGCGAUGUUCAGAACAGUCUUGACUCUAGUGCCACAGUUGAAAUAAAAAGACAGAAGAAAUGUGCAAUGAUGUGCAGAACAACCAUGAUUCUACUGCAACUAUUGAAAUAACAAAUACUCAAGAGAUGCCCCCUGAUGUUCAGGUCAGUCAUGAUUCCAAGACUCCCCAUGAUGUGCAGAACAACCAUGAUUCUACUGCAACUAUUGAAAUAACAAAUACUCAAGAGAUGCCCCCUGAUGUUCAGGUCAGUCAUGAUUCCAAGACUCCCCACGAUGUUCAAGCCAGUCAUGAUUCUACUGCCACUGUUGCAAUAGAAAAUACAAAAGAGAUGCCCCAUGAUAUUCAGAUCAGCCAUGAUUCGACUGCCACUAUUGAAAUAAAAAGGAUAGAAGAGACAAACCAUGAUGCUCAGAACAACAAUUAUUCUCCUCCCUCUGUUGAAAUGGAAAAGACAAAAGACAGGCCUCAUGUGUUGCAUGAUAUGCUUGGUCACCAUGUGGAGAUUGGAAGUACACACAAGAUACCAGAAUCAGCUAAUUCUUCUAAACAUGUAAAACAUGAAUAUGCAAACAGAGGCCUUGUCGACACCGCAGCACCUUUUGAAUCUGUCAAGGAGGCUGUCGCCAAGUUUGGAGGAAUUGUUGAUUGGAAAGCUCACAAAGCAGAGACUUUAGAGGUGGAAGCUACCCAAUGUACUAUGAAUUCAAAUGGAAGAAAAGAAUAUUAUCGAUGCAAACAUGUCCAAGUGGAGCUUGAGAAGGUACAAGAAGAAAUUCCACAUUACAAAAAGCAAUCGGAAGUUGCGGAAGAGGCUAAAGCACAAGUACUGAAGGAGCUAGACAGCACUAAGAGACUUGUAGAAGAACUAAAGCUGAACCUGGAAAAGGUGCAAACUGAAGAGGCUCAGGCAAGACAGGACUUGGAACUAUCCCGACUCAGGGUCAAAGAAAUGGAGCAAGGAAUUGCUGAUGGAGCUAGUGUUGCAGCCAAGGCACAAAUAGAGGUUGCCAAAGCAAGGCAUGAAGCAGCAGUUGCAGGAUUGAAGUCCGUGAAAUUGGAGUUGAAAACACUGCAAGAAGAGUUUAUUACACUAAUUAAUGACAGGGACAUGGCAAUCAAAGAGGCUCAAGAGGCUGUUUCUGCAUCCAAGGUGAUUGAGAAGGCUGUUGAGGAACUGACUCUAGAACUGAUAGCAACAAAGGAAUCAUUAGAAUCGGCUCAUGCUGCACAUCUCGAAGCAGAAGAACAUAGAAUUGGUGUGGCCUUGGCAAGAGAACAAGAUUGUCUUACUUGGGAGAAAGAAUUGAAGCAAGCUGAAUUGGAGGUGCAACAGCUAAAUGAACAGCUUUUGUUGGCAAAGGAUCUCAAGUCAAAAUUAGAUUCAGCAUCAACUCUCUUUCUCAAUCUCAAGGCUGAACUAGCAGCUUAUAUGGAAGUAAAGCUAAACCAAGAGUCCAAGGGAAUAGAGGAAGAGAAACUGACAGAUCAUGCAGAAGAAACAAUGAACGUUGGGAGAUCCACUCAAGAAGCAUUAACUUCUACAAGAAAGGAGCUUGAGGAAGCGAAUGCGAAUAUUGAGAAAGCCAAGGAUGAGGUUAAUUGUUUAAGAGUUGCGGCUUCAUUCCUCAAGUCAGAGCUUGAAAAAGAAAAAGCAGCCCUCACCAACUUGCAACAGAGGGAGGGGAUGGCAUCUAUAGCAGUGUCUUCACUUGAAGCUGAGCUCGAUGGAACAAAACAAGAAAUAGAAAUAAUUCGGAUGAAGGAGAAACAAACCAGAGAGAAGAUGGUGGAGUUACCCAAGUGGCUGCAGCAAGCAGCUCAGGAAGCGGAUCAUGCUAAGUCAGUUGCUCAAUUGGCAGGAGAAGAGCUAAGAAAGGUCAAGGAAGAAGCAGAACAAGCCAAGGCUCGCGCAAGCACCACAGAGAACAGAUUGAAUGCGGCUUUGAAGGAAACAGAGGCAGCUAGAGCAUCAGAGAGGCUGGCACUUACAGCAGUCCAAGCAUUGCAAGAGAGUGAGCAGGCUGCAGGUGUUGGGAGUGAUGACUCAUCUAGCGGAGUGAUUCUCGCAUUGGAUGAAUACUUCAUUCUUACUAGCAGAGCUCAUGAAGCUGAGGAGCUUGCCCAUGAGAGUGUGACAGCUGCCAUUGCACAAAUUGAGGUGGCUAAGGAGUCUGAGUCAAGGAAUUUAGCAAAGCUGGAGGAAGCAUAUAGGAUGAUGGGUGAAAGGAAGCAAGCAAAGAGAGUUGCAAUGGAGAAGGCUGAGAAGGCCAACAGAGGGAAACUGGCUGUGGAACAGGAAUUGAGGAAAUGGAGAGCCGAACAUGAACAGCGAAGGAGAGCUAGUGAUGCUGCCAAAGGUGCUGUUAAUCUUUCGAGGAGCCCCCCCAGAGCUUUUGUGCAUGGUGAACCAAAAAGCUUUAGUAAGGAAGAAGCUGAUGUUCUUGUCCAUCCCAUGUCCAAUCCGAAGUUAUACAUAUCAGAUGAUAGCCCAGAGAAUGCUAUGCCAGGGUCCAAGGUAAGGAAGAAGAAAAAAUCUCUUCUUCCUCGAAUUGUCAUGUCCCUCGCCGGAAAAAGUGCUCAAUAGCUCACUUUGUAUCUGCAAAUUCUCAUUCAUCUUUGUUGUACAUGUAUAAUAAGAUAAUUUUCUUUUAAUAAGCUGAUGUGAUGCAAAUUUGUAAUUUAUUUGUAUAGACUUUUGGGGACCAGGUCAAUGAGUAUGAUGAAUUUUGAUA
This is a messenger RNA of Elaeis guineensis (African oil palm), 3474 nucleotides long. Its product is annotated as protein WEAK CHLOROPLAST MOVEMENT UNDER BLUE LIGHT 1. The record is from RefSeq and is a predicted model, not a curated record. Gene Ontology annotation, cellular component: cytosol. Gene Ontology annotation, biological process: chloroplast accumulation movement; chloroplast avoidance movement. NCBI's taxonomy places the organism in Eukaryota, Viridiplantae, Streptophyta, Magnoliopsida, Arecales, Arecaceae.